GCCACACAGAACAUAAAGAUGAAGGAGAUGGCCAAUGGGAUCAGUGUGACUCAGUUUCUUUUACUGGGAUUCUCUAAUAUCCAGGAGCUGCAGAUUUUGAACUUUGUGGUAUUUCUAGUGAUUUACCUGGGGGCUCUGCUGAGGAAUCUUCUCAUCAUUAUGGUCAUAGCCCUUCACCACCACCUCCACAUCCCCAUAUACUUCUUCCUUGUUAAUUUAUCCUUCCUGGACCUCUGCUACAUCUCAGUCACUGUCCCCAAAUCCCUGGUGAACUCCCUCACCAACUGCUCAUCCAUUUCCUUCCUGGGGUGCUUCACUCAGGUAUUCCUCAUCAUUGCAUUCAUGGGAGCAGAGCUGGCCUUCCUCACCAUAAUGGCCUAUGACCGCUACCUUGCCAUCUGCAAUCCUCUGUGCUAUGGGGCCAUCAUGAGCACGGGGAAGUGUACUCAAAUGGCACUCUGUACUCAGUGCUGCACACUGUCCUAUCUCAGCAAAAUCACUGUGAUCACCGUCAGUGUGAGCAUAGGCUUGUGUUGCUUUGCUUUCAUUGUGGUGUCUUAUUUCCAUAUCUUUGCCACUGUGCUGAGGAUCCCCUCCAUGCAGGGCAAAUCUGAGGUCUUCUGCACCUGCCUGCCCCACCUCAUGGUGGUGAUUCUGUUCCUUGGAGCCAGCACCUUUGCAUACAUGGGACCAGCAUCAGCUGCCACCAGUGCUCAGGAGCUGUUGGUGGCUGUAUUCUAUUCUGUGAUCUUCAAAACUGUACUGAGAAUCCCCUCUGAGCAGGGCCAGCAUAAAGCCUUCUUCACCUGCCUCCCUCACCUCACUGUGGUCACCUUGUUAGUUUGCACUGCAUCCUUUGCCUACAUGAAACCCACCUCCAGCUCAGCAUCAGGUCUGGAUCUGAUGGUUGGUGUUCUCUAUUCUGUGGUGCCUCCAAUGAUGAAUCCGAUCAUCUACAGCAUGAGGAACAAGGAGAUCAAAGUUGCAUUGAAGAAACUGAUUGUGUGGAGGUUGUUCACCAAGAGUUAA
Terrapene triunguis (Three-toed box turtle) is the source of this 1029-nucleotide messenger RNA. RefSeq names its product olfactory receptor 14A16-like. NCBI's taxonomy places the organism in Eukaryota, Metazoa, Chordata, Testudines, Emydidae. Gene Ontology annotation, molecular function: olfactory receptor activity; G protein-coupled receptor activity. The transcript has 3 exons. The record is from RefSeq and is a predicted model, not a curated record. Gene Ontology annotation, cellular component: membrane. The annotation marks the transcript as partial. Gene Ontology annotation, biological process: G protein-coupled receptor signaling pathway.